CAAGGUUAUAUAUAUAUUGGAUGUGUUUGAUGAGAAAAGGAGCAUCAAGGAGAAAAAAACAGAGUGAUGGGAAACAUUGAUCUUGAUCCAGCUUUCAUACAAUCCACAGAACACCGUCCUGUACCCAAGGUGGUGGAAGUGAGUGAGAUUCCAGUGAUUGAUCUCUCAGGAAGCAGAGAUGAAUCAUUGAUCAUCUCAGAGAUUGGGAAGGCCUGUGAGGAAUGGGGGUUCUUUCAAAUUGUUAAUCAUGGGGUUCCCUCUGAAUUAUGCAAAGAGGUUGAGAUUGAGGGCAAAAAGUUCUUUGGGUUGGAAUCAGAGGAGAAAAGAAAAGUGAAAAGAGAUGAGGUUAAUGCAAUGGGAUACCAUGAUGGAGAACACACCAAGAAUGUUAGAGACUGGAAAGAGGUCUUUGAUUACCUUGUUGAAGACAAUGCACAGGUUCCAUCCUCUUAUGAACCAGAUGACAAAGAUCUCAGAACACUCACCAACCAGUGGCCCCAGCACUCCCCCCAGUUCAGGAAAACGAUGGAAGAGUAUGCUAGAGAAGUGGAAAAGCUAUCAUACAAAUUGUUGGGGUGGAUCUUAUCAAGCUUAGGUUUGGCUGCUGACAAAUUCCAUGGCUGCUUCAAGAACCAACUCAGCAUGGUGAGACUGAACUACUACCCUCCAUGCCCUUUUCCUCAUCUGGCACUUGGUGUUGGUCACCACAAGGAUUCCAGUGCUCUCACUGUGCUUGCACAAGAUGAGGUUGGAGGGCUGCAAGUCAAGAGAAAAUCAGAUGGAGAAUGGAUUCCAGUUAGGCCCUGCCCAAAUGCAUACAUCAUCAAUGUUGGAGACAUAGUUCAGGUUUGGAGCAAUGACAAGUAUGAGAGUGUGGAACACAGGGUGGUGGUGAACACGACCAAGGAAAGAUUCUCAGUUCCGUUCUUCUUUUUUCCAGCUCACCAUGUGAAUGUGAGUCCUGCAGAGGAGCUUGUUAGUGAGGAAAAUCCAGCAAAGUUCAAAGAAUACAACUAUGGCAAGUUCUUUGCUAACAGAAACCGCAGUGAUUUCAAGAAGCGUGAUGUGGAGAAUAUCCAAAUUCAGCACUUCAGGAUCCUGAAUUAGCCUAAUGUGUUUAAGUUCUUGUAUUUUCAUCUUUCCAAAUAAAAGCAUGUGCAUGCAAGAAGAUGUGAAUUAUGUCACAGUGUUCUAGCUAGUACUGUGUUCCAACUUCUAAACUGUAAUGAGACAAUGUAAUUUGCAUUUGCAUGGCCAUCAAUUUCAUGGAGAUUUUACUAUUUCCAA
Vigna radiata var. radiata (mung bean) is the source of this 1287-nucleotide messenger RNA. Its product is annotated as flavonol synthase/flavanone 3-hydroxylase. The record is from RefSeq and is a predicted model, not a curated record. The transcript is spliced from 3 exons. NCBI's taxonomy places the organism in Eukaryota, Viridiplantae, Streptophyta, Magnoliopsida, Fabales, Fabaceae. Bases 67 to 1107 code for a protein of 346 amino acids.